AGUCAGCCAGGAGGCACCAAACUGUUAGCGACAAAAACGCAGCUCUCGGUCACUCCCACUACCCUCCCACCCGCACUCCAGGCAUAUUUUGGAGGAGGCAGCAGCGGUGGCAGGAUGUGAGGCGAGCCUGGAGCUCAUUUUCAGGCGCCCCUCCCUCUUCGGAACUAAGGGAGACUUGUGGGCUUUUGCGCACUGGCUGUAGGGUUCCCGGGAAAGGCUGGAGCAGCGAACAGGAGGGAGAGAGGUGGACAGGCAGAGUCUGCACCUGCUGCCUGCGCCUCCGUUAAGGCGACAGGGCAGCUGGUGUUUCGCUCCUGGAGUGUGCCUACUUCGCAAGGGGGGCGAGGGCCACAGGCUGAGGCGCACGCGUCCGGGAGUGCACCGCUUGGCCGAGGCAAGGUGUUGCUGGAGCAAGGCUGCUCCGAAGCGAAGUCGCGCAAAAGGAAGAGUCUGGGAGGCAGGCGACUUAGGAGAGUCUAGUCACUGAGAGACAGAGAGAGGCGGCAUCUGCCAUUCUAACUACGGAGCUGAGUGAUUUAGAAACCCUCCUUAACUCUCCCUUUCCAGCUCUCCCCAAAGUCCACAGAAGCUCUGCUGAACUCUAGAAAUCUUCCCUGGCCGGGGGGAAGUUUCCUAGCAUCCUCUUUGGCUAAGACAGGGAGUGGAGAAAACAGGCGGGGCUGUACUGUCCGCUGUUUGGGGAGACGCGGUCUUCCUCGCGCCCCCUUCAGCCACUCCGACUGCUUGGGAAGUCCCAGCCCGCCCUCUCCGGAACCCGGCUCGCCAUCUCGCCCUUGACAUGGAACUACGCAUCUGAGACCUGCUGGACGUUUUGCUGGCCGUUUUGCAAGACUCAGCUGUCAAGAAAAGUGAAGGAUGAAGCCACCAUUUCUUUUGGCCCUUGUGGUCUAUUCUGUAGUCAGCACAAAUCUGAAGAUGGUGUCAAAGAGAAAUUCUGUGGAUGGCUGCAUUGACUGGUCAGUGGACCUCAAGACAUACAUGGCUUUGGCAGGUGAACCAGUCCGAGUGAAAUGUGCCCUUUUCUACAGUUACAUUCGUACCAACUAUAGCACGGCCCAGAGCACUGGGCUCAGGCUUAUGUGGUACAAAAACAAAGGUGAUUUGGAAGAGCCCAUCAUCUUUUCAGAGGUCAGGAUGAGCAAAGAGGAAGAUUCAAUAUGGUUUCACUCAGCUGAGGCACAAGACAGUGGAUUCUACACUUGUGUUUUAAGAAACUCAACAUAUUGCAUGAAGGUGUCAAUGUCCUUGACUGUUGCAGAGAAUGAAUCAGGCCUGUGCUACAACAGCAGGAUCCGCUAUUUAGAAAAAUCUGAAGUCACUAAAAGAAAGGAGAUCUCCUGUCCAGACAUGGAUGACUUUAAAAAGUCCGAUCAGGAGCCUGAUGUUGUGUGGUAUAAGGAAUGCAAGCCAAAAAUGUGGAGAAGCAUAAUAAUACAGAAAGGAAAUGCUCUUCUGAUCCAAGAAGUUCAAGAAGAAGAUGGAGGAAAUUACACAUGUGAACUUAAAUAUGAAGGAAAACUUGUAAGACGAACAACUGAAUUGAAAGUUACAGCUUUACUCACAGACAAGCCUCCCAAGCCAUUGUUCCCCAUGGAGAAUCAGCCAAGUGUUAUAGAUGUCCAGCUGGGUAAGCCUCUGAAUAUCCCCUGCAAAGCAUUCUUCGGAUUCAGUGGAGAGUCUGGGCCAAUGAUCUACUGGAUGAAAGGAGAAAAGUUUAUUGAAGAACUGGCAGGUCACAUUAGAGAAGGUGAAAUAAGGCUUCUCAAAGAGCAUCUUGGAGAAAAAGAAGUUGAGUUGGCACUCAUCUUUGACUCAGUCGUGGAGGCUGACCUGGCGAAUUAUACCUGCCAUGUUGAAAACCGAAAUGGACGGAAACAUGCCAGUGUUCUGCUGCGUAAAAAGGAUUUAAUCUACAAAAUUGAGCUUGCAGGGGGCCUGGGAGCAAUCUUCCUCCUCCUUGUACUGCUGGUGGUCGUUUACAAAUGCUACAACAUUGAAUUGAUGCUCUUCUACAGGCAGCACUUUGGAGCUGAUGAAACUAAUGAUGACAACAAGGAAUAUGAUGCCUAUCUCUCUUAUACAAAAGUGGACCAAGAUACUUUAGAUUGUGACAAUCCUGAAGAAGAGCAGUUUGCUCUUGAAGUACUGCCAGAUGUCCUGGAAAAACACUAUGGAUAUAAACUCUUCAUCCCAGAAAGAGACCUGAUUCCAAGUGGAACAUACAUGGAAGAUCUCACAAGAUAUGUUGAACAAAGCAGAAGACUUAUUAUCGUGCUAACUCCAGACUAUAUUCUCAGACGGGGAUGGAGUAUUUUUGAACUGGAAAGCAGACUCCAUAACAUGCUAGUCAGUGGAGAAAUCAAAGUGAUUUUGAUUGAGUGUACAGAAUUAAAAGGGAAAGUGAAUUGCCAGGAAGUGGAAUCACUAAAGCGCAGCAUCAAACUUCUGUCCCUGAUCAAGUGGAAGGGACCGAAAAGCAGCAAAUUAAAUUCUAAGUUUUGGAAGCACUUAGUAUAUGAAAUGCCCAUCAAGAAAAAAGAAAUGCUAUCUCGGUGCCAUGUUCUGGACUCCGCAGAACAAGGACUUUUUGGAGAACUCCAGCCUAUACCCUCUAUUGCCAUGACCAGUACUUCAGCCACUCUGGUGUCAUCUCAAGCUGAUCUCCCUGAAUUCCACCCUUCAGAUUCAAUGCAAAUGAGGCACUGUUGCAGAGGUUAUAAACAUGAGACACCAACCACGACCUUGCCAGUACCUUCCUUAGGCAACCACCAUACUUAUUGUAACCUGCCUCUGACGCUACUCAACGGACAACUACCCCUUAAUAACACCCUGAAAGAUACCCAGGAAUUUCAUAGAAACAGUUCUUUGCUGCCUUUAUCCUCCAAAGAGUUUAGCUUUACCAGUGAUAUUUGGUAGUGAAAAAUCUGAAUUCCUCUGAACAGCUAGAUGAGCAUAGAGAAUUUCUGCUAUACCAAGCAUAAAGUACACCUAAUAACAUUGAGGUGUUAAAAAAGUGUUUGAAGAAAAAGGUACAAAAAUGGCUUUUAUACUUAAAUAUUUUUGUUUACAUUUCCAGAAUAGUGGGGG
This is a messenger RNA of Nomascus leucogenys (northern white-cheeked gibbon), 3108 nucleotides long. The record is from RefSeq and is a predicted model, not a curated record. Lineage: Eukaryota; Metazoa; Chordata; Mammalia; Primates; Hylobatidae.